Rattus norvegicus (Norway rat) is the source of this 17239-nucleotide messenger RNA. NCBI's taxonomy places the organism in Eukaryota, Metazoa, Chordata, Mammalia, Rodentia, Muridae. The record is from RefSeq and is a predicted model, not a curated record.
GGUAAUAUAUCCUAUUCCCUGAGACUUGGAUUUGAAUAAGUUCACCUUGGGGUUUUAGAAAGGUUGAGAGACAAGCUCUCAGAAACCCAGUGAGUACACUCUGGUGUAAAGAUAGCAUUUCCCCUGUAGGUGGCGACUGGUAGACAGGAAUUUUGCUGGUAAUUUUCAGACCAAAGCUACAAGCUGCAAAACACUGGCGAUGUUGUGAUAAGCAUUUCCCACGAAUAAUACUCAGAUUAUUCAAGGAGUGAAGUAAGAGCCUGGCAGAUACUCAGACACAUUCCUUUAAAUCCCCGAUGACCUUUUUUUUUUCAUGUGAAUAAGAGAAAGUAGUACGUCUGCAGCAUCAUGGGAAAUUAAUCCAAGAUAGACAGCAGCUUUCUUGUCUGGAGGUGUUGAGAAAAGGUGUUUCCCAAUAAAGUGCUAAAGAAGAGAAGAAAACGACUAAAGGACUUGUCGGACAGGUCUGCCAGCUGCUUGUGCGUAUAGUUUUUAACUAGCUGCCUUCCUUGCUAUCAUGGAUUCACCAUAGCAUGCAGAGUUAUAUAAACACAUUAUUUAUUUUGUUUUCUUUUUUAUUUGUUUAUUGGUUGUUUUUUGAGACAUUAUCAUGUUUCCCAGGCUGGCCUCAAAUAGCCUUAGAUUCCCUAUGUAUUCAAGUAUGGCCUUGAACUUCUGGCCUUCCUGGCUCUAUCUCCUGAGUGCUGGGAUUCCAGGUCCAUGCCCACCUUGCCUGGUUUAUGUAGUGUUUGGGAUGGGACCCAGGGUUUUGUGCAUAAGGAAAACAGGAAAUUAAUUUGUACUGAGAUAAAUUAAUGGCUCUGUUUUUCUCCUUUCCUGGGUUCCCUUCCUUUUGUUUGGGUUCUGGUUUUGAGACAGAAUCUUAUAUAUCCUAUGCUGGCCUUGAUCUAGUGAUCCUUCCGUGUCUACCUCCUGAUCGCUGGGAUAACAAGCCAUGUGCCACCAGGCCUGGUCAGUUGUCUUAGUUUUACAAUUAAAAUUCCCCACACUGAACUCUACCUUACAGCUGCAUCUGAGUGGUGAGUGGCAGAAGAGGUCUUCUCUUAGUAUUUCAUUGCUGCCAAUCUGUUGUGCCUGAAUGGCUAUGGGGUCUCUAAAAUCCCCCUCUUUUCUGUCCAGAAAGUCUCAGUGUCUUAUUUGAGUUCUUUCAGACCAUCAGAAUCUGGGGAUUUCACAAAAAGUCAUAAAUUGGCUAUUAUUGCAAAGUUGACUGUUGCUUAAGUUAAUGAUGUGAUUUUGAUGUUAUUCAAAGAUCUGAGCACAUGGUCAGUGUUGGUUUUUGAAAUGAUGUUUAGGUUAAUGAUAUGCCCAGAUAAUGAGAGCAUCUUCACUGAAGAGGUCUGGAAUACUUGUAUUUGAGCAAGACUUACUGAAGAGUCUGUGUUUGCCGGAAGAUUGGCCGUUGGCUAGGUCGAUUUGACCCAAAUAAACGUUGGCUGCCUUGCUGACUUCCAUAAUGUGUUGGUAGAAUUUGGUAUGUCUUAGAUGCUUUCAAAAUGACAACCUUAAGGUUACGAAGCCUGGAGAAGAAAGAAAGGCAACAAAGGGCUGCUUUCAGACAGGAGCUGAUUGCAUUGACUGUCCCAUUUUUUUUCCUGUUGUUACUGUUUGUGUGUCCUUCAUGCAAAUGUCCUUGCUGAUAUACUGACUGCAGAUGCCAGAGAGUGAGAAAAACAACUGGUGGUCGUUGAUGGGUACUUUUCCUAUGACAGAAUUGCUUUUAAUCUUUCAAGGCCAAUUUCAAUCAAUCAAUCAAUCAAUCAAUCCAUGAAGUAGCUGAUGAAUUUCUCUGUCCUGAAAUGAGAGAAAGCAUUGGAGUGACUUUGGAUGUCAGCUCUGUAGGAUUUGUUAAGUUGGCCUUGCAAUUAAAAAAAACCUGUUUCGGGUUGUGAACAUCUCCAGUCUGUUUCCUUAUCUCUAAGUUCUUUUUUUAAAAUCCAUUCCAGAUGGUCAUGAGCCACCAUGUGGUUGCUGGGAAUUGCACUCAGGACCUCUGGAAAAGUAGUCAGUGCUCUUAACCGCUGAGCCAUCUCUCCAGCCCUGUCUCUAAGUUCUUAUUCUUCUGUUUUCUAGGCAGCUUUGCUACCAGGUAGAUCAGCAGGCAAGAGCAGAUGGUGGAAGGCCAAUGACUUGAUAAGUAAUGGAAGCAGCCAUGUUUCCUGGGAAUCUCCCAGCAACUUUCUGACGUUGAAGCAUGUUGUGUGCAAUAUUCCAAUAAAGCGCUAGACACAAGAUACUGGUGAAGCCAGCUGUGGUGAUGCACACCUUUAAUCCCAGCACUCGGGAGGCAGAGGCAGGCAGAUGGCCGUGUGUUUGAGACCAGCCUCAUCUAUAAUGGCAAAUUCUAGGACAACCAGGGCUGUAUGGAAAAACCCUGUUUCAGAACAAAACAACAACAAAAAGAAAAGAAUACUGGUAGAGUGCAUGCUGUGUAAGCACUGUGGAGCAAUCAUACUUUUUUUUAUAAAUGGGCCAUAAAUAAAAUAAUUUAAUUCUAAUUAACUCACAAAUGAAGACAUUGCACAACUGAUUUAAGUUCCUGUCCUGACUUUGUUCCCUGUGGCCUGGAAAUGUCAACCAAAUACACCAUUUCCCUCCCAAGUUGUUUAUGGUGGUUUAUCAGAGCAGCAGGAAUGCAGACUUGUACCAGGAGUGGUGUUGGUUUUAUUAUGAAACUUACCAGAUGUUUUUUAUGCUUUUGGACUAUUUUUGUUAGAGGAUUGAAGGGGAUUUGGGCACUUUAAACCAAACAGAAACAAAAACAAAUACAAAAAACAAAAAAAAAAAAAACCCAAAACAUUGUGUACUCAGAGCUUAAUGGGCUGCUUUACUGGGAGCUUAGAAGACUGAGACAUGCGGACAGUAGACGUUUCGAUGGUGAAGUUUGAGAAGGAAGCAAAGACUGUUGAGACCAUUUGUGUUCUAUUUGGGAUUAAGAAUCUAUGAUUGUUGGUCAGCUGAGGCUGAGGAGUCAGCCAUGAUUAAUGAUCGAACAGCAUCACUAAGGUGAAACUGGGUUUCAACUAAGACAGUGGAUGUGAAUCAGCUGGGGCUGAAGAAUCAGUUGUGGGUAGUAAGAGACGAGCACAUUCAGGGUGAAAUCUUCGGGGAAGUGUUUUCUCACAGUCAGAACACAAAAGCUACGAAUUAGAGGAGCCAUGUUAGCAUCUCAAGCCCGCAGUUGAACUUGUCAGUGUGUAACUGGCACCGAUGUGGUUCCAGUGUGAAGGCAUGAAUGGGCCAUGGAGAGCAGUGGAGGCUUGGUGCCUUGUGGCAGGUUUGGAGUUACCCCAGAAAAGUUCUGAGAGGCCAUUGGUGAAGCCUCAGAUGCAGUGGAGACGCCAAGAUAUUAGAGAUUUCAGGAUCGUGGGAUAUCCACUAGGGACAGUGGGAGGUGUGAAGUGGAGCCUGUCUAAGUCGAGGUGUGUGCUUUGCAGACAACAGACCUGAAGUGAGCUUGGUUUUCCAAGCCCUUUGAAGCCCGGAAGAUGGAGUCUCAGAUGUCAGCCAUUGAGCUACACUGGGGCCGUUAGUCUUGCUUAAGUAUGAUUGCCCUUGUGCACAGUUCUUCCUUUUUGGAGUAAGUUCUUAAAUUGUCUUUAAUUUUAUGAGAGCCCACAGAAAAGAGACCUUGAACUUUUAAAGCAUUUAGCAUUUAUUUUAAGCACUAGAGGACUUUUAAAGUUGUACUGUAUUUUAUCUUAGGCUAUUAACAUGAGAUCUUGGAGACAAAUACGAGGAUGUGGUUUCUACUAGACUCUUAAACCUUUUUGAGUAAACUGGUCUAUGAGCUUGACCGUGAUUGAUGAAAAGGAUGAGACUAGUGGUAAUUCAUUCUACUGCUACUGCCAAAUGAAGCAAGACUUCUUGUGUUUGUUCAAUGCAUGAUUUAUUUUUAAAUUUAAUGUGUGUGUUUUAAAAGGUAAAUCAUCAGAUCUACUCCCAUCCUCCAUGCAUUUCCCCUCUGAGUUAUCCCACCCAGAUCCCCCUCCAACUUCAUGUGGUUCUUAUAAACUAACUGAGUGUCCUCAGUGCUGCCGGUAUGUGCAUGGGUAUAGGACCAUUUUGAAUAGCCUCUCUGGGGCCACAUCUCUUAAGGAAACUGACUCAGCAUUUCCUAGAAGCUAGCAAUUGCUAUUAGCUCCUCAGCUAAGGGAGAUAAUGAUGGCUUACUGACCUCCUUCCCAUUCCACGCUGGGAGUUUGUCUGGCUUAUGCGGGUUUUGUGUGUGUUAUUGCAACGGCUGUGAGUUCAUGUGUGCAAUAAAGCUGUCCUGUACAGAAAAUAUGGUCUCAUUGCAGAACUCCAUUGUAGCUAGCUCUUAAAAUCUUUCUAGUCGUCUUCCACGGCAGUUUCUGAGCUUUGAGAGGAGGGUGUGUGAUAUAGAGGUACCAUUUAGAGCAGAAAACACCAGUCUCUUCCUUGCACGUUGACUUCUUGUAGAUCUCUUCAUUAAUCACCAUCUAUUGCAAAAAAAGGAGUUUCUCUGAUGAGGGUCGAGAGAUGCACUAAUCUAUGGAUAUAAAGGUAAGAACAUAGGAGGCAGUUGAUUUAGCAAACAUUAGUAAGUUCACCCAAGUACUGUGGUCUACCCAGCUACAGUUUUUUGGCUCAGUUAACAGUACCAAGCAUGGAUUUCAGCUUACUGAGCCAACCUUCAAUGCAAUUGGCAAGUGGUCAGUUAAUCCUAGAAUAUACAGAAGCAUGACCUCCUUAAACACAAAAUUGGAAGGCAAUUUGGCUUUCAGAGUCAAUUUUAUGUCAUAGCCUAAUAACCUGAUGUUAGAAAUUCCAGUUGUAUCUAUAUUUUGGCUAAUAUGUAACAAAUCCUAAUAUAUCUAUAUCUAUAUCAUCUGUAUAUAUCUCACAUAUAUAACAUAUAUAUAUAUAUAAUAGAAAGUAAUCUAUUUUAUGUGAGGUUUUUAAAAAAGAUUUAUUUACUAUGUAUUACAAUAUUCUGCCAACAUUAUACCUGCAUGCCAGAAGAGGGCAUCAGAUCUCAUUUACAGAUGGUGGCAGCCUUUGAUCUCAACACUGUGGAGGCAGAGACAGGCAGAUCCCUGAGUUCCAGGACAGCCAGGACUACACAGAAAAACCUUAUCUCAAAAAAAGGAGGCAGGGACUAGAGAGAUGGCUCAGUGGUUAAGAGCACUGGCUGCUCUUCCAGAAGUCCUGAGUUCAAAUUCUGGCAAACACAUGGUGGCUCACAACCAUCUGUAAUGGGAUCUUAACCACAUGAUGGCUCACAACCAUCUGUAAAUGAGAUCUGAUGCCCUCUUCUGGCAUGCAGGUAUAAAUGUAGGCAGAAUACUGUAUACAUAGUAAAUAAAUAAAUCUUUUUUAAAAGCUCACAUAAAAUAGAGAUUACUUUUUUAAAAAUGCAGAGACCAUGUGAAGAGAAAACUAAAGACGUUUAUAGACCUAUUUUUAAGAAUGUUAUAGGGUUCCUUAACAGAUUUAAUUAAAUAAGGAUUGGCACAUUGACCUUUUGGAGCUGGGAAAGUAUUCUGGUUUAGAAGAAAGUACUUGCUAGUGUAUUAAUAUAUAAAUAUUUUUAAGACAUGCCUAUUCUUAAACAGGUUGUAAAUUAAACACUUUGCAGAUAGUUGAGUGAUUGCCAAUGGCAGGAGGAUUCCAAAAGGCAAGAACAUUUGUGAAAAUAAUGGUUAUUUCCACUAUGGUGAUCAUGGUCUGUAUACAUGUGUCAAGACUUACUAAAAUGUACACUGACAACAUUUGUUCACUUUAUGUUAUAAAAUGGAUAUUAUACAUCAACCAUGUCUCUAUCAAACAGUCUUUAUAUUUUUGUGGUCCUGGGGAUGGAACCCAGGGCCGCCUGCAUGCAGACAAGCUUUCUUUCUACCACUGUGCCUCAUUCCCAACCCAAAUCAAUCAAGCAGUUUUCUAAAAAUCACCUGCACAACCUGUGAUAUGGCCAGUAACACAGUUGGCAUGUGACCCUUUGUUUCUAAGAAUUGUACUGCAGUCUCCCAGGCUUCCGUCAUGACUCAUACAACCUUCAAUUUUGGCAUUAGAUGCUAGUGAGGACACAUAGAGUGCUUCAUUGGAGGUGGAAAGGGGACUGUUGUAUUAGUUUGUUGUGACCCUGUCCUAGGCACGUGUGUGUCUGCAGUUGUCAAUUACUUCUUGGUAAUUGUUCUAUGAGAGGUUGCUUGUCUAACAUGUCUGAGGUUCUGGGUUCCAUUUCUAGCACAACUGAAUGAAGAAACAAAUAGUAAAUAGUUAAAGUCUGCAAGGCAAAAGGGGGAAGUGCCUCUCCUCUACUUCCAACCUACUUUCUAGAGGAAAUAUUGCUAACAAUUUGGUGUAUGUAACUUUAAAUUUUAUGUAUGUGUGUUUGUAGGCAUACAUACAUGUUUACAUUAUUCUAUGAGUUUACUAUAUUUCAUUUUUGAAAAUAUUAAUUAUUCUGCAACAUUUUUCUGAAUCUAUCAUGGGUACUCCAUCUUAUCAGCAAAUACACCUCCCUCUCUUCCCUUCCACCUCCUUCCUCCUUUCCUUAUUCCAUCUUCCUCUGUUCUCUUUCUCCCCCCCCCUUGUUAUUUUUCUUUAGUUUUUAUUUAAAAAUCCUUUCAUGCAAUACAUGUUGAUUAUAUUUCCCUAUCCCUACUCCUUCCAGAUCCUCCCCUUGUCCCUAACCACUCAACUUUAUGAUCUCUUUCUCCCUCCUCCUCUCCAUCUCUCUGUCUCGUUCAGUCUCUCUGUCUGUCUGUCUCUGUGUGUGUUUGUCUCUCUGCCUCCCCGUUUCUCUUUGUGUGUGUGUCUGUCUCUUUCUCUGCUCCCCCCAGUCAUGUCUGAGGCGCCCUUCAACAACAGGUGCCACAGAGGACUUGAUUGUCUGUAACUCUGGGCCAGGUGUUACACUGAUUUCCCAUGGCAUUGCUGCAGCACUGAAACUCUGAUAGAUGCAAAAAUCCAAUUACUUGAUAUGCACUAGGCCCUUGACAGAUUUUUAAAUAAGAAUUGAAAAUUAGCUUUCUAUUCCCGGAAAGUAAUUGAAAAUCCAUGUGCAUUUAAUUUUAGGAUCUAAAGUCUAUGACUAGCUAAGGGGUGAGAACAACUGGUUUUGUUAUUGCUGUCUUAGGGAAAUUGGAAUUUGAGAAUCCGAGUUGUGAUGCUUUGAAAGGGAGCAUUUAAAAAGUUAAAAAUUUUAAUUGGCACAUAAUUUUAAAGCUCAACGUACAAUUAUAAGUAUUCAAGGGACAUAAUUUGACAACAGAUGUAUGCAAUGUGUAAUGCUCAAAUUAGAGUACGAUAUGUCUGUCUCCUCAGACAUGCAUCAUUUCUGAGGUGGAGAAUAUUUAAAACCUGACCUACUGGGUAUUUUGAAAUAUACAAUUAAUUUUUCUUCUCUCUAGUUGCCCUGCUGUUCUGUAUGUACACUAGUCAGCUGUACUGUAUGUACACUAACCAUCUUCUCUUCAGCCUCUCUUCCUCUCUUCCUCUCAGCCUGUGGCACUACCAGGCUUCUCUCUGUUUCUAUGAAAGCGAGUGUUUUAGCUUCCUUGUAUUCCUGGCUUAUUUCACUUAACAUAAUAUUUCCUAGCUCCUCCUAGUUGUGGAAAUGACAGGACUUCAUUCUUUUUAGAGCGUGAUAAUAUUCCAUCGUGCUUAUAUACUGAAUAUUCUGUAUCCAUCCUCUAUUCUGUGAGCACCCAAGUUAAUUCCAUACCUUGACCGUUGUGAAUAAUGCUGCAGUAAGCAUGAGAGUGCUGACGUCUUCUUGAUAUACUGACUUCAUUUCUUUGGACAUAUGCCCAACUAGUUAAGAGACAUCUGUGCCGCAUUCUCCCUCUGGUUCUAUUUUGAGUGUUUUGAGGAGUCAGAAUAUAUAUAUAUAUAUAUAUAUAUAUAUAUAUAUAUAUAUAUAUAUUCAUAUUCUACUAUAUAUACAGUAAUAUCCAAGCACCAUUUAUUGAAGAGAUUUUCCCCAAUGUAUUUUUGGUGCCUUUUUAAAAAAAAAUCAGUUAUUUCUGGGUUCUUCAUUCUGUAUUGGCCAAUGUGUCUGUCUUUACGCUAGUAACAUGCUGUUUUGGCUACAGUAGUUUUAUACAACAUGUUUUGAAAUCAGGUAUUAUUAUGUCUCCAGCUUUGUUAUAUUGGAUUUUGCUCGUUACUUUGGCAGGAUCUUUGCAGUUCUUCCAUACAAGUGUUAAGAGUGUUCCCUCUUGUUUCUGCGAAGAAUGUUGCUGCUAUUUUGAUGGAUGCUGCAUUGAAUCUAUAGAUGAUGUUGGACAGUAUACCUAUGUCAAGAAUAUGAAUUCUUCCAGUCCAGGAGCAUUCCGGGCUGUCGUUCCCCUCCCCCCUCUGUGUGUACUUAUGUGUGUUUCAAUUUCUUUUACCAGUCUUUUAUAGAUUUGAUUGUAGAGUUCUUUAACCUUUAUGGUUAAAUUAAUGUUUAGGUGUCUUUAUAGGUGUUGCAAAUGAUCUUGGUUUCUUUUUCCAUUUGUUCAUUGUUGUAUAGGAAUAUAAGUCAGAUGUGUUACUAUAUCCCUUUAAUCCCAGCACUCAGGAGGCAGGGACAGGUGACUCUCUGUGAGUUCAAGUAGUUCAAGGCCAGUAUGGUCUACAUAAUGAAUUCCAGGCCAGCCUGGUGGGCACAGUGAGCCCCUCUCUCAAGAAUAAAGAAGAUCAAUAUUUAUUUUUAAUUUCAUGUGUAUGAGUGUUUUGCAUAUAUGUAUGUCUGUGCAGCACAUGCAUGCCCGGUGUUAGUGGAGACCAGAAAAUGGCAUGAGAUCUCCUGUUACUGGAGUUGCAGAUGGUUGUGAGCUGCUAUGUGGCUACUGAGAACCAACCCCCCUGGGCCUCUAAAAGAGUAGCAAGUGUUCUGAGUUCCUGAGCCAUCUCUUUAGCCCUCAGUACUAACUUUUAUAUAUUGAUUUUGUAUUCUGUAACUUGUUUAUCAGUUCUAACAUAUUUUGGUACAGUCUUUAGGCUUCUCUGUAGAUCAGAUAAUGUUAUGUGCAAUAGGGUGAUUUGACUUCCUCCCUUCCCACUGGAUUUUUAUCUCCUUUCUCUUUCUUAAUUGCCUUAGCUGAGAUUUUCAGAGGUCAUUAAAAAAAAUGACUGACAGUGCUGGAGAAAUGGCUCCAGUUAAAAGGACUGCCUGCUCUUCCAGAAUACCCACGUUUGAUUCUCAGGACCACAUGAUGGCUCACAACUGUGUGUAACUCUGGUUGCAGGGGAUCUCACUCUAUCUUCUGGGAUUCAUGGGUACUGCCCACACACGGUGCAACACAUAUACAUGCAGGCAAAAUACCCAUACACAUAAAUCAAUAAAAUAAAAAUUUGUAAUAUUGACAAUCAGGUCUUAGGAAAAUCGGUUAUCUUUUAUAGUAAUUCAUUUUUUUUCUCCAAAGCAUUCUUGAUUCGAGAUCAUUUUGAUGAUUUCUGAAUAUCAAAGCUAAGUGCUAGGGUGUAGUUCAGUGGUAAAGUACUAGUCUUACAUGUGCAAAGGCUUUGGUUUAUUUCCUGACAUCACAAAAAAAAUUGUACUAAAAGAAUUUAGAAAUUAAUUUCCAUUAAGCUAUUUAAAAGAAUGUAGCCUAGACUUUUAAAUUAAUCUUGGGGAGGCACUAUUUAAGAUUAUUUUUCCAUCAGUAUAAUUUGGGGGAGAUAUCUGUUAAGAUAUUUUGUCCUUUUUUCUGUCGUUGUUGGAAUCAAAUUUAGGACCAUGCACAUGGUAGGAAAAUGUUCUAUCACUUAGCUACAUUCCCAAACCUGUUUGGCUGCCUCAUGUAAAAAUAAUUAUUAUUGACCUGUGAUAAUUGUUAUCUCAGUGGCUUACUGCCUCUGUCUGCUAACCUAGGCCUAGUCCUUGGAAAGCUUCUAGCCUUCAUACAAUCUAAUCUAGGCCUACAAUGUUUUCAGCCUCUGUGACGUACUGUUAAAUAAGCUCUUACUUAGCUUUCUGAGCUCUGGGUGGCUGAGUCAAAACUGCUCUCCAAACGGAUUCAAACUUGCUUCUCUUGGCUUUUCCUGAAUUGCUCUGCUUGGCCUCACGCUAAUUUUUUGGCAAUGUGUUCUAAUCUUCUGUCUCCUUCCCAUUCUCUGGCUCAUUCUGUUUUCACCUGUGUCUAGUUUGAUUUCUCUUCACCCGGUCUCUGUAAAACCCUCCCAGGAAAACUGCUUGCUCUCCGUCUCUCUGCAUUGCCUCUGAAGUAGCUUCUCUUUCCUCUCUCUUCUUGUGAGAGUUGGGCAUAACCUACUCCAUCAAAUUUUUCUAAUUCAUCACUUUGACACUCAAUUAGACAUCACUUUCAAACAUGGAUGCUUCCUUCUAUAAAAUUUACCUUUACUGUUUGGGAUUAACGUUGUGUACUAAGGGCAUAUCUGUAUUCCAGCCAGAAGGAUUAAAUGUGUGCUAAUGGCUAAGAUGCACCACAUUAGAAACAGGUUUUUUUCCAAUAAAUAAUACAAUCUCAGGGGUCACAAAGUGAUCAAAUGUCCUGCAACAGGCUCAUUUAAAAAUUGUUACUAGUUAUGUGCGGGCAUGUGUGGUGAUAUGUAUGAAGGGGUCUAGUUGCUUGUAUAGGCCAGAGGAGGGUGGAAUACCACCGGGAGGUGGAGUUACAGGCCAUUUUGAGUCAACUAAACCUUGGUCUUCUGCAAGAGCAGUACAUGUUCUUAAUAGCUGAACCAUCUCUCCAGCCCAUUUUGGCCCAUAUUUAGAUUAGAUGUCUAUUGUUCUAGCAUUAGUCAUUGAAAAGAUUACCUUGGCUAACUUCUUCAUAGUUUAUGUGAAUCUAUUUCUGAGUUUUCUAUCCUGUUACAUAAAUCUACUUGUCUUUUCUUUGAUUUGUACCAUCUUAACAACUAUGGUGUUAUAUUGCUUUUGAAGUCUAACAUUUCCCCCAAUACUAAGUUGAUUAUUUUAGGUAUUUGUUUUUGCCUAAACUUUAGACUCACACUCACUCUCUCUCUCUCUCUCUCUCUCUUUUUUGAGGCAGGGUCUCAUAUAGUCCUAGCUAGCCUAGAACUCUCUGUGUAAACUAGGCUGGCCUUGAACUCACAGAGUUCUGCUUGCUUUUGCCUCCAGAAAGCAGAAUUAAAGGUGUGGACCACCGUGUACUGGCCUUAGAAUUUAUAUUUCAUCCAGAAAAUAACUUGUCGAGAAUUCUAUUGGGAUUCUGUUUAACAUACAGAUCUAGUUAGGAAGAAUUGACUUACUGCACAUGCUUAGUUCUUUGAUAUUUUUCAUCAGAGUUUUAUAGUUUCUUUUGUAUAGAUCUUAUGCAUAUUUUUGUUAGAUUUCUGCUUAAUCAUUUCAUGGAUUUGGUGCUAAUGUAAAUGCAUUCUGGGUUUUGUUGUUGGAGGAAAGGGGAAGUUUAGAUAGGGUCCCAUUUUGUAGUUCAGGAUAAUCUGGAACUAUUUAGGUCAAGAUGAAGUCAAAGUCAGAGCAAUCCAGGUGCCUCUGUUUCUUGAGUGCUGGGAUUGCAGGCAGGAGCCACACCAUACUUGGAUUGGCAUUAUGCUUCAAGUACCGAAUUCAACUGCGUUGUUGGCAUAUAGGCUCUCCCUUGGCUGUUUUGUUUAACCUUGUAUCCUAUAACCCUACUAUAAUUGUUUAUUAGUUUCAAGAGCUAUAAGGUACUAUGUUAAUUCUACUCUCUUAGUAUAUUUUCCCUCCAUCAGUUGGACCUAAGACUAGCAAUGGUAACACCAUUUCACAGUUCCAAUCUGUGUUUUGCUCCAUCUGUAUUAAACUUUUCUCUUUUGUCCUCUAAGGUGGUGUGAGGACACCAUGACAGUCACAGUGGUUUAUGAUAACUCUGAGGCAACAGAGCUCUGUGCUGCUCAGCACCUCUACCUCAAGCCUAUAGCAAAAUUAAUGAUCAACGUGUUGCUCCCAGAAUGUAUAGAACCUGUGAGGCCCUUCUCUAACUGGGAAGUUCUUGACCAACUGAAAAGUCUGAUUUGCCCUGACCAGUUCACCACAGUGCGACUCUCCAAGAGUACAAAAGACUUCAUCCGGUUUGAGGGUGAGGCAGAAACACGAAGUUUGGUUCAGAUCCUGAAAGCGAAGUUACAUGGGAAGAUCAUCAAGCUCAAUGGCUUGAAAACUGACUUAAAAGUCGUAGCCACAGAUGCCCAGGGAGAGUGGGAACACUUUCCAAAAGAGAAAGAGGCCUCAGUGAUUGAGGGAGCUGAAGAACAAGACCAUGAUAAGAGCCCUGAUUCAAUCUAUUUUGAAGGCUUGCCCUGUAAGUGGUUUGCACCUAAAGGCUCCAGCGGAGAGAAGCCCUGUGAAGAGAUCCUUCGAGUAGUCUUUGAGAGUUUUGGGAAGAUCAAGAAUGUGGAUAUCCCCAUGCUUGACCCUUACAGAGAAGUGAUGACAGGUGGGAGCUUUGGGGGUUUUAACUUUGGCUUGCAAACAUUUGAAGCCUUUAUACAAUACCAGGAGUCAACUGACUUCAUAAAAGCCAUGGAAUCCCUUCGAGGAAUGAAGCUGAUGCUUAAAGGAGAUGAUGGCAAAGCUCUGGCAUGUAAUAUUAAGGUUAUGUUUGAUACAACCAAACAUUUCAGUGAAGGAGCCAUACAGAGGAGGAAUCAGGAAAGGCUAAAAUUACAGGAGUUGGAGGAAGAGAGGAAAAAAGAAAAGAAGAGGGAAGAAGAAGUAGCUGAAAGAAAAAGAAAAGACGAAGUAAGGAAAGCCCAAGAAAAGAGAAAGAAGGCCAGGGACAGGAGGCGAGCUCUGAAGGAAAGAGACAGACACCGUCAAAGAAGGGAAAAAGUGAAAGCCAAGUCUGAGGCUCGCCAAGAGCAGGAGUCUUCCGGAGAGUGGGAGGAGCGGAAGUACUUGCUGGCUCGGAGGCGGGUUGAAGCUCUUCGGUUGCUUCGGGUACUUCUGAAGAAAAUUGCAGUUUGGAUGAGAAAAGAGAAGAACCUUGAGCCUUGUCAAACGCACAUUAGCCUUCUCUUGAACUGUCUGGGAUCCACACAGUGUAAUCCACAGGAGGUUGAUACUAUGGAGUCUGACGCUCAUCAUACCCCAGGGACCACAGUGAAAUCACCAGAGGAAGAAGAAUCAAACACUCAGCAUCUUCUGGACCAGAAAGAAAUGCCAAGGCAUCAGAUUCCCAAGUCUGACGGUAAACAAAAACAAAAAGUGAAGAAAAGAACUAAGACUCAGUUACAGAAAUCCUCACACAGCCCCGGAGCGAAACAAAUAAGAUAUUCAGCUAGGAAAGAGGAAACUGGAAAAGGGUUAACUGAUGGGUGUGAUUACAGUUUGGUCUCUGACCAGGAUUCCUUGCAGAGUACAGUGACUCCAGAUCAGUCCCUUGAAAAGGAAGACCAAUGCAGUGCUAAUGAAUCCCAUUCUUCUAGACAAGUUGUGAGAAACCGUGGCAGGAAACAGAAGAUCUAUGAAACAGAUGAAUUUAUUGACUAUCUAUUAAACUAUUAUCAGACUCCAGAGUAUGCCCGAUUCUGUCUUGAAGCAAGUCACCUACCGAGCACGUGUCAGUGGCAGAGAGAUGUCUACGCUAAGGGGGAUGGGUUUCAGAUCUAUUUAAGAAAACAGAGGUCCCACUCAGACAGUCUGAGUGAGGUGGAGAGCCUGCAAGAGAAGGAACUGGACGAAGAGCAGGGCUGGCCGGAGAUGUAUAUGAAAGGUCCUGAGAGUACGCCACAGAAGACAGGCAAGAUGAAUUACGCCAAAGAAUUUACUAAGAAGUUAAAAAACCAUUACAAAGACAUUUCGAGUGAAUCUGAUGAGCACCUGUCUCUGCCUGAGGGAGAGAACUAUCCUGUGGAAAAGAUCCAUAGUCAUGGAGUCCGAGAUUCUCAACACACCAGAAAAAGUCCAGCUUCCUCAUCAUUAAGGUCAGUAGAUGUAGGUUUGCCACUGGCAGAUUUCUUGGAGGAAAUUAGUAGUGAUUCUGAGUGCUUCAGUGAAACUCUUAGCAUGAACGAAGAGGAGGAAAGGUCUGUGGCUGUCUAUAAUAGCUCCCCGGAAAAAAGACCUCUUGGUACUGACAGAAUCGGUAGGGGCAAACAGAAAACCAGAUCGAGUCAGCAGACCUUAUGUUCAGAGUGGAAAUAUGACAGUGAGGAAAAAUACUCUAAACACAAAGUUAGGGCACCAGGUAAAAGGUCCAAGUAUGAACUGAGAUAUUCGUGGCUUGAGGAUGAAUGUGAUUCCGUUAGAGUCGACAAGAAUGUAAGCAAAACUAGGGGAAAAGUAGCCCCCAAAUACAUGUGCGAUGAAGGUUACUACCAUGAGUCCAGUUCCAGUGAUGAAGCAGAGAACACCACGAGGAAGAGAAGGAGACUUAGUAGCAGUGUGUUUGACCAAAAUGUGAAAUACAGGCCCCUUCCUAUGCCAUUAAUGCCGCCAAAACGUGCUAGAGCAUUCUGUUUGGGAUAUUUCUCCAGGAAAAGACAGAAUCCAUGGAAGUCAGACUAUAACCAGGAUGUAAGAAGGUUUAAAAGAUAUGAAAGUUCUGAAGAUUACAUGCUCGAUCCUGAUAAUUACUAUGUCAGUCACGACGACAAGCAGGAGCACAUUGAGUAUGGAAGGUACUUAGGAGACAGCUACUCUGGCUCCUUGUAUUUUAAAAUGUGCUGAUGGCCACUUUGAUCAGGAACACCCUUAUUUACAAGAAACAGUUGACAAAAAGGAAAACUUCAAACCAAAUAUAGCUAUGUUGUUAGCAACCACAGAGCAAGAACUAGAAGAGAGUCAAGUGCAAAAGCUUGUUCCUCUUGCCAAAGCUGAAAGUGUGGGUCAGAGUGACUGCAGGUAUGUAUGUCAGCAAGCUUUCGACCUAGAAAACCUUAGAUUCUAAAGCUUGGUGAAACAACAUAAUUGCAAAACUUCUUGAUCCAAGGACACAUUUUACUUUAAGCUUUAAUUUGGUGCCAGUAAAGGAGCAGAUUAGCAUUAAGAUGGCUGAUUUGGCCUUCAAUGGCUCUUUUGCUGUCAUAACAUCAUCUGGCAUCUAUCUUCAAAGGGACAAUAGUGGACACAUAGGCAUCUUUUGUCCGAAGCACUAUGUAUGGUAACAAACCUUGCUAAAUUUUACUUCAUAAUAAUUCUAGAUAAAGAAGAGCUCUGGAGGUUAGAACAUAUAAUACAUUUUAUGACUUUAGAAUUUCAUGAAGACCCACUAGAAGGAAAUGGAUAUAUUUAUAGUAUUGAAGGAGUCAUUCAUUUACAGACAGUUCUAGAGGAAGAAUCUAAAAGGGGCCGAUUGCCCUUUAAUGGUUAACUAGCUGGGACCGUUAGAAGUUUUCUUGUUUGUUUUGUGGACCCCAUAUCUUUCCAUCAAAGCACCAGGAUUGAAUUUAUAAAAUCAGGGGGAUUUGCAAAGGAAAUAUCAAAAACAUCCUGGCACAUCAGUAACGGCACUUGGGAAGAAAAGUUGUGACAGUAUUCUAUUUCAGGCUAUGUAAUCCUUUCACUCAGGGUUGGGUGACAUCAGUUUGUAAAAAGUCACUGACUAUCCCCCACACUGACUUUUAUAGAACAGUAACAAGUGCCUCCUCAAUCCUUAACAAUGCCAUGGCGUUAGGAAGACUUGAAGGAAAAGGCCACAGUUUUCUAGCUGUGGAAAAACUGUUUGCGGAAUUUGUAAACGAUGUUAAAUAAGUGAUUUAUCUUUUUGCUGACUCGUUUUGGACUUCUUAAAUGUGUUUUUAAAUCGAGAUAUUUGUAGAUUCCUUCAGACUAACCCCUUAGCACAGCGCAUGCUCUGUAGAAAGCCUGGACAACUCUGCCUUACAUUGGAUUCAAGACCUCAGGGCAGCGUGUUGACCUUCAUUUUCCCAGCCACGCUGUACCUGACCUGGCAUUUGGCGAGUAGUGAAGUUCAGAGACUUGUCUGCAACAACAGGAAUAGCUGUUUCCAGUUCACAGAAUUGGCGAAGGCUAGCAUUCUCAUGGCGACUUCAGUUCAGUCUCAAUUUGACGUUCUGCAGGAAAGCAUCUGCUAGCAGAGGCAGGUAGGAUGUCAGUCUGUGGGGUUACUUACGAUCCUGUCACACACUGUGUGCCCCUAAACCGCCUCUUGAGCAACCUGGUGUCUGCGGUGGUUAUGACUAGGAUGUACCUGAAGUAAAAGCCACAGGUUGUUUCAUUGAUCUGCGUCUUCCUAUGAAGAGAUCGUUCAAUCACUUGGAAGUUCAGAAAGGAAUGGAACAGAGCCACAUGAUUACUAAGAAAGGAACAAUCUCCCUUUGAAGCCAGUAGUUGGUUUCACUCUUAAACUAGGUUUGACUUAGUGACUCCGAAAGAUCGCUCCUGUGGUGACAGUGCCUUUUUUUGUUUUCUUUUUGAGGACUAGCAGUGACUAUUCCUGUUCAAAGUAAUGUUGCCCGAAGUAGCCUCUGAAAUCACUAACAGCUCAGAUCUUGUCAGAGAGUUUUCUGGCAACACAUUAUUCUCCUCCAAUAAAAAUCUGCCUCCUUUCCCUCCCCACAUGUUAUUCUAUUGAAACAGAAAACAUUAUGGGUUUGUAAUAGAAAGCAGCUGACUGUUUUGAAACAAACGAACAAACAAAAAAAAAAAACCCCACUCAGUUUCUUCCCUCAUUUGAUCAAUUUUUCUUGAAAGAUUUUAGGCAUUUUUGCUCAGUAAGAAAAGAAAAUUGCAGAUUUAAGCAGCAUGUGCAGAACUUUGGGUCUUUGCUCCCUGUAAUAGACACAGUGCUAAGUCAUUUUGAUGCAGCACCUUUGUCCUGUUGGAUUUGUUUGCUUAAUGCUCACCUAGGGUUUCCAAGUAAAAAUACUGCUUUCGCUGACCCCUGGAGUGUUGUACCUGUCUGUGGCAAUGCAUUGUAGAUCUGUGUCAACCCUUUUGGUGUAGGCCUUCCACAAGAAAGAUAAUAGCUUACUCCGUGCUUGUCACUCGGCGGCUUUGUAAAGAAUGUAAUGGAACACACUGUUAUGACUACUUUUGUUCUUGAUACUGUUGUUAUUUAAGUUGUGAAAAGUGUUUACUCGGAUCUUCUUUUUGUCUUCUCAAACAAAGGGCCUGAACUUGUUUGAUUUAAAGACGGGUUUCCGUAUGCUUCCCUUGUGUGUGCUGCUAAUCCUGUAAAGGAAAAGUCUGCUAAGUGCUUUGUUCAUUUGUUUGAAUUUCUCAGGUAGAAAGCCAUGUAACCUAGGCAUUUUGAAAACACAACCAAAUCAAUGUGUUUUUGUUGCAAAACUGUUCAAUGUGUUAAUUUUAAAAUAAACGUGAUCACUUCCA